Pelobates cultripes (western spadefoot toad) is the source of this 30031-nucleotide messenger RNA. NCBI's taxonomy places the organism in Eukaryota, Metazoa, Chordata, Amphibia, Anura, Pelobatidae. The record is from the annotation of a GenBank genome assembly.
GGAGGAGGUAGUCACACACACACACAGCCUGUAGGAGGAGGUAGUCACAGCCUGUAGGAGGAGGUAGUCACACACACAGCCUGUAGGAUGAGGUAGUUACACACACAGCCUGUAGGAGGAGGUAGUCACACACAGUCUGUAGGAGGAGGUAGUCACACACACACAGCCUGUAGGAGGAGGUAGUCACACACACACACACACACAGCCUGUGGGAGGAGGCAGUCACACACACACACACACACACACACACACACACACACACACACAGCCUGUAGGAGGAGGUAGUCACACACACACACACACACACACACACACACACACAGCCUGUAGGAGGAGGUAGACACACACACAUACAGCCUUUAGGAGGAGGUAGACACACACACAGCCUGUAGGAGGAGGUAGUCACACACAGUCUGUAGGAGGAGGUAGUCACACACACACAGCCUGUAGGAGGAGGUAGUCACACACACAGCCUGUAGGAUGAGGUAGUUACACACACAGCCUGUAGGAGGAGGUAGUCACACACAGUCUGUAGGGAGGUGUCCACACACACACAGCCUGUAGGAGGAGGUAGUCACACACACACACACACACACACACACACACAGCCUGUAGGAGGAGGUAGACACACACACAUACAGCCUUUAGGAGGAGGAAGACACACACACAGCCUGUAGGAGGAGGUAGACACACACACAGCCUAUAGGAGGAGGUAGACACACACACACACACACACACACACACAGCUUGUAGGAGGAGGUAGACACACACACACACACACACACACACACAGCCUGUAGGAGGAGGUAGAGACACACACACACAGCCUGUAGGAGGAGGUAGAGAGACACACACACACAGCCUGUAGGAGGAGGUAGUCACACACACAGUCUGUAGGAUUAGGUAGUCACACACACACACACAGCCUGUAGGAGGAGGUAGUCACAGAGCCUGUAUGAGGAGGUAGUCACACACACACAGCCUGUAGGAGGAGGUAGUCACAGAGCCUGUAGGAUGAGGUAGUCACACACACAGCCUGUAGGAUGAGGUAGUCACAGACACACACAGCCUGUAGGAGGAGGUAGUCACAGAGCCUGUAGGAUGAGGUAGUCACACACACAGCCUGUAGGAGGAGGUAGUCACACACACACUGUGGCGAAAGCUGCCAUUUGGCUGACAUUGGAGAGGCCUGGCUGCCCGCCUCCUACCUGCUGACUAUGGCCCCUUGUGAAUUUGUACUUUUGAAUACCAUAUUUGGGCAUGUGGUAUUUUAUAUUGCUGCUACUGGCCCUUUAAGGGCCAUCCGUGGACAUAUGACUUUUUAGGAACAAUAUCCCUUUAAGACUUUGUAGCAGAUUACAGUAAGGAUGUCUUUUAUAUUAUGUAUGUCGGCUAGAUUGUAUAUGUAUAUGCAGCAUUCCCCUGAUUGUUCGGUAGAAUCACUCCAUUCAUUAUAUUGAGUGAAACUACCGAACAACCAGACCACCCAGGAAUAAGUGUGCCUCCAAUUACAGUUUGCAACAAUGUUGCAAACGGGUAAUUGUCAAUCUAUGUAAUGUGUUCUUUGUCCUCUGGGUGGCCGCCAUUCGGGAAACUAACACGUGGCGGCGGCCAUCUUAAACUCCCGAACAGCAGUGUUUUGCCGUCGAGUGUCUGGAACUAAAAUCGGACACUCGACUAGGCAAACACCGCUGAGACCUCCAGACUUCCAUGAAUUCGUGUGGAAACUACCGAAUGACUCGCCGUUCGGUAGAAAGAAUCCCAUGAACAAGGGAAUUCGUUUAAAUCCUCCCCAGGCUCUGUAACCCAAGCAAUUCGUGUGUUUCAUUCCCUUUUCUGUGACCGACUGCAGGGCCAAAAUACAUGGAACUAUUUUCGGAUACUUUUGCCAUGCAGUCGGUCAAAACUUUAACCCUCCAUAAUUCCCAAACCCCUGGUCCGAUCUGGGUGAUUUUUGGAUAUGUGUCUCACCCAGAUCAGGGCUACCAGGGGAUGUAACAUUUAAAGGGGUAUCCCUAUGUUUAGGGGUACAUCCAGUAUCCCAGGGAAUUUGUGUCUGGACUAAUGGGAUUAUGUGUCACACUAAGGGGAGGAGAUGUGUGGGAGGUAACUGGUACAUUAUUGGCUGGGGUACUAAUUGUUGUGGAUCCCUCCCUUGCAUGGGAGAAUGUCUUAAAAGGAGGUUGUGUGAAUAAAUCUUCAGAUUCUGCUUAACCCUCAAAACGAAGUGUCAUCUCGUUAUUGGGGGAAUUGGAUUGUAUGCUGACUGCCAGGAGUGUAACCCUUUCGUAUGGUUUUCCUGUUCGGAUAUGUCCAGUGUUCCUGUGUUUCCAGUUCGGGAGAUCGGUGCUUACAGUAGCUGUCGGUGUAUCUGGAAAGGGGAAUAUCGCCUAAACGGUUUUUAACCUCUGGCGACCAAAACGGUCCGUCACACACACUGCCUGUAGGAGCAGAAAGUCACACACACAGCCUGUAGGAGGAGGUAGUCACACACAGCCUGUAGGAGGAGGUAAUCACACACACACAGCCUGUAGGAGGAGGUAGUCACACACACAGCCUGUAGGAGGAGGUAGACACACACACACACACACAGCCUGUAGGAGGAGGUAGUCACACACACAGCCUGUAGGAGGAGGUAGUCACACACACAGCCUGUAGGAGGAGGUAGUCACAGAGCCUGUAGGAUGAGGUAGUCACACCCAACUGUAGGGAGGAGGUAGUCACAGGCCUGUAGGAUGAGGUAGUCACACACACACAGCCUGUAGAAGGGAGGUAGUCACACACACAGCCUGUAGGAGGAGGUAGUCACACACGCACAGUCUGUAGGAGGAGAAAGUCACACACACACAGCCUGUAGGAGGAGGUAGUUGCACACACACACACACAGCCUGUAGGAGGUAGUUACACACACACACAGCCUGUAGGAGGGAGGUAGUUACACACACACACACACACACACACACUGUAGGAGGAGGUAGUCACACACACAGCCUGUAGGAGGGAGGUAGUCACACACACAGCCUGCUUAGGAGGUAGUUACACACACACACACACACACACACACACACACACACAGCCUGUAGGAGGAGGUAGUCACACACACAGCCUGUAGGAGGAGGUAGUCACACACACACACAGCCUGUAGGAGGAGGUAGUCACACACACACACAGCCUGUAGGAGGAGGUAGUCACACACACACAGCCUGUAGGAGGAGGGAGUCACACACACCCUCAGGGAAGGAUUGCUGCUGCUCUGUUACUUGCAGAAGAUGUGAUUUUUUUUUUCUUUCUGUUUCUGCCUGUAUUCCUGGUUUGUGUUAACAUGGAGGUUCUAUCAGAAUGUCUGCGUUCUCUGCUGCUAUGCUCUAUGAUGGGUGAGUGUGCUGAUCUCCUUAUAUACACACAUUGUCAGCCAUUCCAUGCACACUGUAUUAUCUGUCAGAGGGAGAGUAACUGCAGCAUGGGUGUGUAUUGCCAUGUAAAUCCGGGAGAGCACUGACUGGAACGGCAGCCGGCUGCUUCAAAUCACACUGGUCUGUGUAUAGAUGGCCAAGACAAACACUGGGCAAUGUGUAUACAGGAUGGGCAAAGACAAACACUGGGCAAUGUGUAUACAGGAUGGGCAGACACACACUGGGCAAUGUGUAUACAGGAUGGGCAAAGACAAACACUGGGCAAUGUGUAUACAGGAUGGGCAAAGACAAACACUGGGCAAUGUGUAUACAGGAUGGGCAAAGACAAACACUGGGCAAUGUGUAUACAGGAUGGGCAAAGACAAACACUGGGCAAUGUGUAUACAGGAUGGGCAAAGACACACACUGGGCAAUGUGUAUACAGGAUGGGCAAAGACACACACUGGGCAAUGUGUAUACAGGAUGGGCAAAGACACACACUGGGCAAUGUGUAUACAGGAUGGGCAAAGACACACACUGGGCAAUGUGUAUACAGGAUGGGCAAAGACACACACUGGGCAAUGUGUAUACAGGAUGGGCAAAGACAAACACUGGGCAAUGUGUAUACAGGAUGGGCAAAGACACACAGUGGGCAAUGUGUAUACAGGAUGGGCAAAGACACACACUGGGCAAUGUGUAUACAGGAUGGGCAAAGACACACACUGGGCAAUGUGUAUACAGGAUGGGCAAAGACACACACUGGGCAAUGUGUAUACAGGAUGGGCAAAGACAGACACUGGGCAAUGUGUAUACAGGAUGGGCAAAGACAGACACUGGGCAAUGUGUAUACAGGAUGGGCAAAGACACACACACUGGGCAAUGUGUAUACAGGAUGGGCAAAGACACACACACUGGGCAAUGUGUAUACAGGAUGGGCAGACACACAGUGGGCAAUGUGUAUACAGGAUGGGCAGACACACAGUGGGCAAUGUGUAUACAGGAUGGGCAAAGACACACACUGGGCAAUGUGUAUACAAGAUGGCCAAAGACACACACUGGGCAAUGUGUAUACAGGAUGGGCAAAGACACACACUGGGCAAUGUGUAUACAGGAUGGGCAAAGACACACACUGGGCAAUGUGUAUACAGGAUGGCCAAAGACACACACUGGGCAAUGUGUAUACAGGAUGGCCAAAGACACACACUGGGCAAUGUGUAUACAGGAUGGCCAAAGACACACACUGGGCAAUGUGUAUACAGGAUGGACAGGCACACACUGGGCAAUGUGUAUACAGGAUGGGCAAAGACACACACUGGGCAAUGUGUAUACAGGAUGGGCAAAGACACACACUGGGCAAUGUGUAUACAGGAUGGCCAAAGACACACACUGGGCAAUGUGUAUACAGGGUGGGCAGACACACAUUGGGCAAUGUGUAUAUAGGACGGGCAAAGACACACACAAUGAGCUGGGUAUACAGGAUAGGCAGAAACACUGGGCUGGGUUUACAGGAUGGGCAGACACACUGGGCUGGGUAUACAGCAUGGGCAGACACACACUGGGCUGGGUAUACAGCAUGGGCAGACACACACUGGGCUGGGUAUACAGCAUGGGCAGACACACACUGGGCUGGGUAUACAAGAUGGACAGAGGCACACUGGGCUGGGUAUACAGGACGGCCAGACACACACAGGGCUGUGUAUACAGGAUGGGCUAAGACACAUUGGGCUGGGUAUACAGGUUGGGCCAAGGUAGCCCCAUUGGCCCUGGUCUAUCUGUAUAUGGUUGGCAAAGGAAAGCACCGAUUUAUACUGGAUGUACAAAGUAAAGAAGCAACUGUACUAUAGAUGUAGGUUGGGCAAGCUAUAUUAUUAGUAUAUGAGCAAUGCAUGCAAGGUAGAUGCAAUACUAAUGUCAAGAUUAUGUAACUGAAUGUACAUGGCAAUAUACAUAUAUGUCCUCACAAUGUUUUUUUCCUUAAUUGAUUUAAAAAAAAAUUUCAAUAUAAAAAUAUAUUAUUACAUAUAACCAAGAUGAUUAAUUUGCUGGUAACAAUCAGAGAAAUUGACAAUAAUUUUUUUUAUGCAGAAGAUAUGUUAGUAUGGAGAUAUAGUUUUAAAAGGUUUUCCUGUCACUUAUUCUGGAAAGAUAUAAAGCUUCAUAGUAAUAAUGAAAUUCCUUCAUUAUUUUCCCUUUCAUGUGCGGCAAAGGGACACUAUCGGCAUAAAAACAACUUUCACUUAUUGAAGCAGUUUUGGUGCAUAGAUCAUGCUCCAGCAGUCUCACUGCUCAAUUUUCUGCCAUUUAGUAGUUAAAUCACUUGUUUUAUGAAGACCUAGCCAUACCUCCUUGCACGUGUCUUGCCCAGCUUUCCUAAACACUUCCUGUAAAGUGAGAUCUAAUGUUUAAAUUUCCUUUUUUGCAAAUUGUUUAAUUUAGAAUUAUCAUAUCUUAUCUCCUGCUUUGUUAAUAGCCAUCUAGACCCUACAGGAUCCUCCUGUGUAUGAUUAAAGUUCAAUUUACAGAGCAGGAGGUAAAAGCUUCUAAAACAAGUUAACAUCUGAUUGAAAAUUAAACCAUUUUUUUCAUGCAGACUGGUGAAUCACAUCAGGGGAGGUGUGGCUUUGGCUGCAUAAACAGAAACAUGUUACUUAACUCCUAAAUGGCAGAUAAUUGAGCAGUGAGACUGCAGGGGCACGAUCUAUAAACCAAAACUGUUUCAUUAAGCUAAAAUUGUUUUAGUGUCUAUAGCGUCCCUUUACGUGAAUUUGUCAACAAAACAUUUGAGUAUUUCAAAAAGGUAAAAUUUUUAUGGAAUGCUCAUAUUGAUAGCGUGGGACUUCAUUGAUAUUACAAGGCAGUCCAAAAAUAUCAUAAGACAAAGACUGACAUGUUCUAUGUCUUAGUGUCCAGGUAAUUGCUUAUAAUAAUACUGAUAAGUGGUCCCUCUUUAAGAUUAAUGAUUACCCUAGCUCACAUGGUUACUCCAGCUCUCACUGAACCCACCUUAAAAUCUACAUAAGAAAUAGGAUAAUAACAUGAUGCCAUAGAAUUUAAAACAGGCCGUUUGAACGUCUCCAUAAAACUCUUUAAAACACUAUUGAAAACCACAGAUCACAUGCUGAGCAGUAACAGGGUCAAUAAAGUGAUGAGACCAAACCCUCCCCUUGAGUUAUCCCUCAAGGUAUAAUCAUUGACCAUAAUGACGCCACCCUUAAAGUCUUCAUAAGCUGGUUUAUCUACCUCCUGGGGAAUCAACCAUAAGCUGCAAUGGCCGUUUCACCCACAAGACUCUGAUGGACAGAAUCUGUCUUUCAUUUUUGAUCAGCCACUUAAAGGAGAAUAGAAUCUAGAAAUUACUUCACUAAAUAAAAUGUAACUUGUGACUAUAGUUACUAGAACAAUAACAGCUUAUUAUAUUUGUUCUGGUAAAUAUAAUCAUUACCUGCAGGCAUUUUCAUGCAAACAACUGCCUUUUUGGAGAAAAUGCAGUUUUUACAUUACAGCCUAGAGAUAACUCUACUGGCCACUCCUCAGAUGGCUACUAGAGGUGCUUACUGGGGCAGUGCUGUACAGUGUGCAGCACUGCCGGUCAGCGUCUCCACACUCUGCAUGGAAAUGCUGAACUUUCCUCAUACAGAUGCAUUGAAGCAAUGCAUAUCUAUGAGGAGGUGCUGAUUGGCCAAAUCAGUGUUUGGCUCCGACCUGUCCCACCUACAUGCAGAUUUCAGCCAAUCCAAUGCUUUCCCUAUAAGAAAGCAUUGGAUUGUCUGAAAUCGUAAAUUCUGAGAAUGUCAGAAAGAAGGCAGAUCGGGGGCAGGGACAGCGCCAGCAGAUUCACGCGGCGCUGAAAAUAAGGUAAGUUUUCUUACCCUUUAAGGGAGUUAAGGGGGGCACGCCACCUAAAUGGUGAUUUUAACACUAUAGGGUCAGGAAUCAAGUUUGUGUUUCUCACCCUAUAGUGUUCCUUUAAUGCAAUAUUUUGUUUUUUUAAAAUGUUUAGUAAAUAUUUAAUAAAUAGCACAGUCUUGGUAUAUAUUGGGUUGCAUUGUAUUGUAUCUCUCUGACUGAUAGGUGCAAUGGACAUAUGUUAUAACAGUGAUUGACUGGAAGCCAAGAUGGAGGCACCUAAUUCCACCAUAGAUCUGUGUGGCUUUCUAUGUUUAGUUUAAUUGUAUGCAAACACACAUUUGUUAAAUAGGGUAUAAUUAACAUAAUAUUAUAAAUCUUGGAAAGUGAUGCCCCCCUCCCUUUAAGAAGCCAUUCCUUUAUAUUCUCAAAGGUUGAGAAUUUUAUCAAAGUAGGGGAAGACUUUGGUCUUGUCUAGGAAAAGCCAACAAAUGCAUCCAUUACUCCCAUUGCCAUCAACAUAUCCUUAAAGGUUUUUUUUUAUUAUUAUAUAGUAGUAUUUAUAUAGUGCCAACUUAUUCCGCAGCCCUUUACAAUAUUAUAAAAGGGGGAAAUAAUCAAAAAAUUAGACGAUUACAAAAAAAAAUGACAGGAACAAUAGGUUGAUGAGGGCACUGCUCAAACGCGCUUACAGUUUACAGUCUAAAAUAAUAAUUACUGAGCACAUAUUGUACUCAACAGGCCAUUAUAUCCAUUCGGUUCACAUCCCAUCAGCUUGUCCACAAGUAAUGAUUUUCUAGUUCACAAGCCUUUAAAUUCUACUCUCCUCCCUUAUUCACUACAUUACGUGGUUCAAUUAUGCCAUUGGGAACUGUGCCAAAUACAGAUUAAGGAACAGCGCACACACAAAAUUACAGUUCUAAAUUUUAUAAGUUUAUAUUUUAUACUUAAAAUCACCUAUCUCAGCGAAGAAAUAUGGAGAUUCCGUUCCACCAUAUAUCCAUAUUGUGUUAAGCCCUCCAUUACUUCACAGUACCCCAAUAUCAGUGGGUCCUACACCAAUUCCAACGUGGAGAAAAAUUAAAGGAUCACUAUAGUGUCAGGAAAACAAACUUGUUUUCCUGACACUAUAUCAUCCUUGGGGGACCCUCACCCUCAGGGUCCCCCUCCCGCUGGGCUGAAGGCGCUUCAGCAACUUAUCUUUAUCCAGCGCCGGGCUCCCUCGGCGCUGGUGACCUCUCCUCCCCCACCAACAUCAGCUCCCGAUUGGAGUGGAAUGUGCACGCAUGGCAAGCGCCGCGCGCACAUUCAAACAGUCCAUAGGAAAGCAUUUCUCAAUGCUUUCCUAUGGAUGUUCUGCACGUUAGAUGUGAAUUUCGCAUCCAACGUCACAGAAGCGCCUCUAGCGGCCGUCAGGAAGACAGCCACUAGAGGUUGGAUUAUCCCUGCUAUGUAAACAUAGUAGUUUCUCUGAAACUGUUAUGUUUAUAUGCAAAGGGUUAAAACCUGAGGGACCUGGCACCCAGACCACUUUAUUGAGUUGAAGUGGUCUGGGUGACUAUAGUGUCCCUUUAAAUAGUGCUAAAUGAACUAAAGUGUAUUUUAAUAAUCUGUUAAAAAGAACAUUGAAUAUAUACCAUGCAAAACGAAUGUGAUAAAAAGAAAAUACAGUGUCAUAACUAAAUAUUCGAAGAGAUAGUGUGUUAUGUAUAUACUCACAAUGCAUAUCAUAUAAUAUCUGUUUUAUAUCAUAUAAAAGUUAUUAUUAAAGUGACAUUGCUAUACAAAACCUCACAUUUAUACUUUCUUGUGGUCUCCACAUCAGGAGUGUCUGAAGCAGACUGGCAGGGUGGGGUGUUCAACCCAAAAGGAACUGGUCUGAACUGAGAAUACAUUUGAGGAGGUUUUGUAUAGUGUGGCUAAACCAACCUCGCCUCUGGGCACUGGAGAAGCCUGGUUGCCAGCCUCCUGCCUCAUGACUAUGGCCCCCUCUCAUCAGCCCAUGCUAAACUUAAACCCCAUGGCGAUUUGACUGUGUUUGUGGUAUCUGAGCGCUGUUUAGAUAUAUUGAGCGCUCAGAUCCAAGCCAUCUGGGGAUAGGUUAAAUUAUUAUUAUGAUAUUUAUAGAGCGCCGUCAAAUUCCACAGCGCUUUACAAUGGGUGGACGAACAGACAUGUAGUUGUAACCAGACAAGUUGGACACACAGGAACAGAGGGGUUGAAGGCCCUGCUCAAUGAGCUUACAUGCUAGAGGUAGUGGGGUAAAAUGACACAAAAAGGUAAGGAUAGUAUUAGACUAGUGACAGUUGCAGAAGAGGAAUCAGUCAGGAGCUAUUAACAGUUUAAUUGAUACGCUUUUAUGAAGAAGUAGGUUUUUAACGAUUUUUUGAAGGAGUAGAGACUGGGUGAGCAUCUAACGGAGGAGGGAAGCGAGUUCCACAGGAACGGUGCAGCCCUGGAAAAGUCUUGAAGGCGAGCAUCAGAGGUGGGAGUACGGACAGAAGAUAGACGUAAGUCUUCAUUAGAUCGUAAGGGCCUAGACAGACAUACUUUUGUAUUAUGGAGGAUAGAUAGGUGGGAGCAGCAUUAUGUAGAGAUUUGAAAGCAAGAACCAGAAUUUUAAAUUGAGCUCUAUAUUUUAUAGGAAGCCAAUGUAGUGACUGACAGAAGGGUGAGGCAUGGGAGGUGCGGGCGGACAGGAAGAUGAGCCUCGCCGCCGCAUUCAUUAUGGACUGUAACGGCGCAAGUUGGGAGCACGUAAGACCACUGAGAAGCGGAUUACAGUAGUCAAGGCGAGAGAGGACAGUGGAAUGGACCAACACCUUAGUCGCAUCUGGCGUUAAGUAGGGGCGGAUGCGCGCAAUGUUUUUGAGAUGGAAAUGACAGGAUUUGGCGAUAGAUUGAACAUGAGGCUUGAAGCAGAGGUCGGAGUCAAAGAGAACACCUAGGCAGCGAGCCUGCGUGGUGGAGCUGAUGGUAGCACCGUUGACUUGGAGGGAGACAGACACAGGAGUAACAACACUUGAGGUAGGAAAGACCAGAAUUUCAGUUUUGGUAAAGUUUAGUUUAAGGAAGUGGGCAGCCAUCCAGUUAGAAACAGCAGAGAGGCAGUCAGAGACACUAGUCAAGAGGGACGGGGAGAGAUCAGGAGAGGACAGGUAGAUUUGCGUGUCAUCGGCAUAGAAAUGAUAUUGGAAGCCAAGCUAAUGAGUUUACCAAGGGAGGCAGUAUAGAUGGAGAACAGCAGUAGGGGACCAAGGACUGAAACUUGGGGGACACCAACAGAGAGGAGUUGGGGAGAAGAAGCAGAGCCAGAGAAAGAAACACUGAAAGAGCGCUGGGAGAGGUAGGAGGAGCACCAGUAGAGAGCAAUAUCUUGUAGACCGAUAUUGCGGAGGAUGAGAAGAAGCUGUUGAUGAUCAACAGUGUCAAAAGCUGCAUACAGGUCAAGGAGAAUUAGGAUAGAGUAGUGACCACGAGAUUUUUGCAGCGAGUAGAUCAUUGGAUACUUUGGUCAGUGCCGUUUCCACAGAGUGCUUAGCGCGGAAAUCAAACUGAAGCCGGUCUAGCAGAGAGUUGGACUCGAGGAAGUCUGUCAAUCUCGCAUACACAAUUUUUUCAAGGAUCUUGGAUGCAAAAGGCAGUAGCGAUAGGACGAUAGUUGGAUGGGGAGUUAGGGUCAACAUUGGGCUUCUUUAGAAUUGGGGUUACAGUUGCAUGUUUGAAGGGCAAUGGAAAUAUACCAGAGGAGAGAGAGAGAUUGAGAAUUUUAGUGAGUUUGAGAAAGAGAAGAAGACAGAGUACGAAUGAGAUGCGAGGGAAUUGGAUCUAGGGAGCAGGUGUUGGGGCGGGAGGACUGGAGCAGAGCAGAAACCUCUUCCAAUGUAGCGGGUGCGAAUGAACAUAGAACAGCAGAGGGAGUGAAGUUAGGGGAAGUAUUGUAAGGGGAAGAAGAAAGAUGAGAUCUCUUCUCUGAAUGUAGAGAUCUUGUCAGUGAAGUGAGUUGCAAAGUCUGAGGCGGUCAAGUUAGUAGGUGGAGGAGGAACAGCAGGGUGAAGAAGAGAGUUAAAUGUGUGAAAUAGUCGUUUGGGUUCGCGGGAGAGUGUGGUUAUGAGGGUAUUAAAGUAAUUAACUUUUGCAGAGGAAAGAGCCAAGCUGUAUGAGCUCAGCAUAAAUUUAUAGUGGAGAAAGUCAGAUGCACAGUGAGACUUUCUCCAACAGCGUUCAGCAGUUCUGGAGCAUUUUUGGAGGUAUCGAGUGAGCUUGGUGUGCCAAGGUUGUUGUUGGGGGGGCCUGCGGCGUUUAAAUGUACAAGGUGCCAUGAUGUCUAGUUGAAAGGAGAGGGUGGAAUUGUAGAAGGAGGUUGCAGAACUAGAACAGGUGAGGUUUGAGAUAGGUAAAAGGAGACUUUGGAGAUUAAUGGAGAAAUGCUCUAGCUCACUGAAGGAAUGGGCUUGCAAAGUUGGGGAAUCAGGCUGUUGAAUAAAGAGAUGUGAGGGUCAGAGAGCUUGCAAUAAAGGUAAGGGAGGGUGAAAUGUAUCUAGGUACAGAGAUGAAGAAAUGGUUAUUCAAAUAAAAACAAACAUAUCAAUAAGAAAAGGGAGGGGUCAGAGGUCAGUCACAAAUCAGAGGGGAAAUAGAGGAAUGCAUAUAGGUGAAUAAAACAAUUACAUACAGGGCUAGCAAAACCACACUUUAGCAUAACAGACAAGAUAUAAAUACAAGAAAAUAAGAAUAUAUACAAUGUACACAGGAUAUAUUAAAUUAAAUAAAAUAAAUGUUCAGGGUGGUUAAGUUAAAAAUAAAUGAAGUUGUGCAGGUUAGAGUCUUAGUGUUGUCUUCCAGAAGGCUACCUUUGCAGACGAUCAGGCUUGCUCACUGAAGGAAUGGGCUUGCAAAGUUGGGCUAACUUUUAAACCAAUGGAAGAAAUUGCCUGAUUUUUUGAGUAUGUUUGUUUGUAUUUGGAGUAUGCUGAUUCUGAAAAUGUACGUUUUAUGUGAAUGUGAUGUAUACUUUUAAAGUUAUGAAUAUUGUGUAAAACUGUAUUUUCCUGCCUGUGAUAAUUACGUUAGCCCAUUGUGUUCAGUAAUUAUAUCACAGGCAGAGGGGAGGAUUUUGCUGGAAUGAAUGGGAGUGUUUUAUCUGUGUUGUAUGUUUUGAUUGGAUGUUCCACAAAACCCUGUGGGUGGGACUUUUGUCUGUAAAAUGUGUAUAUAAGGCCAAUAAAGACACAGCUCAAUCUGUUCCUGUUUGACCCUCAACACAGAGCCUUGUCUCGUUCUUGGGGGGAUUUAUUGUAUGCUAUUCCAGUUCGACUGUUAGGAGUGUAAACCUUUCGUAUGGUUUUUCCUAUUCGACUUUUUGGAGCAUUCAUAUGGUUCUGGUUCGGCUGUUUACAGCAUUCAGAUGGUUUCCUGUUCGGCGGAUUGAUGUCUUUAAUAGCUGCCUAUAUAUCUGGAAGGGAAUACCCCUUUUUUUGCCUGGGGGGUGCCGUUACAUAUAGCAAUGCCACUUUAUUAAUAUUUUUUAUUUCACAUAGAGCAGAUAUGAGAUGCAUUGUGAGUAUACAUAUAAAAACACUAUCACUUUGAUUAUUUAGUUCGGUAAUUAUACUAUUUUUUGUGUUUUUUUUUUUUUAUCACAUUCAUUUUUCAUGAUAAAUAUUCAUAAUGCUCUUACAAUUCAUUUCUGUGUGCGCGCUGUUCCUUAAUCUGUAUUGUGUAUUGUAUUGUGAUCUUUUGACCAGCAUUCAAGUCGGGGAGCAUUUGGGAAAUAGUGACCACUAUAUGGUUAUCUUUGAAAUAAACUCAAAAAAGCAAAAGCAAGUGGGGUAUACUAAAACGUAUAAUUUUUAAAAAGCCAAUUUUAAUAACAUUAGGUCAGAUCUACAACAUAUCGACUGGCAUAAAUUCCUUUGUGGGAAAAAACACGGAGGAUAAAUGGAAACUAUUCAAACAAAUAUUAGAAAGGUACAUUUCUCAGGAUGUACCAUUGGGUAAUAAAUAUAAAAGAAACAAAUCGAAACCUAUGUGGCUUAGUAGAGAAGUAAAACAAGAGAUUAAAAAUAAGAAAAGGGCAUUUAAAUCGGACAAAUCAGAGGCAUCCUAUAUAUAAGAUAUAAGGAAUAGAGCUGUUUGUGGCGAACUCCGGUCAGCUGACACGUCCCGGCCAAUCUCCAGCAGACCCUCCCUCCCAGACCCUCCUACUUCCUGGACAGCAUCCAUGUUUCAACAUGGAUGCUGUCCAGGAAGUAGGAGGGUCUGGGAGGGAACAUCCAUGUUUCAACAUGGAUGCUGUCCAGGAAGUAGGAGGGUCUGGGAGGGAGGGUCUGCUGGUGAUUGGCCGGGACGUGUCAGCUGACCGGAGUUCGCCGCGAACAGCUCGUGGCGAACCGUUCGCGAGAAGUUCGCGGACGGUUUGCGACAUCUCUAAUAAGGAAGCCAAUAAUGCUUGCAAACAGGCAAUUAAAGGACCACUAUAGUGCCAGGAAAACAUACUCGUUUUCCUGGUACUAUAGUGCCCUGAGAGUGCCCCCACCCUCAGGUACCCCCUCCCGCCGGGCUCUGGGGAGAGGAAGGGGUUAAACUCACCUCUUUCUCCAGCACCGGGCGGGGAGCUCUCCGCCUCCGAUCCUCCUCUUCGGCUGAAUGCGCAUGCGCGGCAGGAGCUGCGCGCGCAUUCAGCCAGUCUCAUAGGAAAGCAUUCAUAAUGCUUUCCUAUGGAUGCUGGCGUCUUCUCACUGUGAUUUUCAGCCACUAGAGGCUUAAGAGGCUGGAUUAACCCAUUUAUAAACAUAGCAGUUUCUCUUGCAGAGGGAUUUAGAUAGAUUGGGGGACUGGGCACUAAAAUGGCAGAUGAAAUUUAACGUAGAGAAAUGCAAAGUUAUGCACUUCGAGGUCAAGAAUGCACAAGCAACUUACACCCUAAAUGGUAGUGAAUUAGGGAUAACCACACACGAGAAGGAUUUGGGAAUUGUUAUAGACAACAAGUUAAACAGCAAUAUGUAAUGUCAAUCUGCAGUUGCUAAGGCCAGUAAGGUUUUGUCAUGUAUAAAUAGGGGCAUAAAUUCUCGAGAUGAAAAUAUAAUUUUGCCUCUUUAUAAAUCGCUGGUAAGACCACACCUUGAAUAUGCUGUGCAAUUUUGGGCACCUGUUCUAAAGAAAGAUAUCAUGGCACUAGAAAAAGUGCAGAGACGAGCUACAAAAUUGAUUAAAGGAAUGGAGCAUUUUAGUUACGAAGAAAGGUUAAAACAUUUAUAUCUCUUUAGUUUGGAAAGACGGCGUCUCAGAGGGGAUAUGAAAACAUUAUACAAAUAUAUUUGGGCCAGUACAAACCAUUAUCUGAAAAUCUGUUCAUAAACAGGGCUAUACAUAGGACACAAGGUCACGCAUUUAGGCUGAAAGAAAGGAGAUUUCAACUAAGGCCAAGAUAAAGUUUUUCUUACAGUAAGAGCAAUAAGGAUAUGGAAUUCUCUGCCUGAAGAGGCGGUUUUAUCAGAGUCCAUACAGAUGUUUAAACUGAAAUUGUAUAAAUGCAUGCAAAAACAUAACAUAGAGGGAUAUAAUUUCUAAUUAGUGGGGUAAUAGCUGCUUGAUCCAAUGAGAUAUCUGACUGCUAUUUUGCGGUCAAGAAGGAUUUCCCCCCUAGUUUAAAGGACCACUAUAGUGCCAGGAAAACCCUAGUUUUCCUGGCUCUAUAGGGUCUGUAGGUCCCUCCCCACCCUCAGGGCCCCCCUCCCGCCGGGCUCUAGGGGGUGGAAGGGGACUCUCCUCCUCCUCCUCCUUAUCAUCGGCUGCAUGCACGGCACGAGCCGCGCGCGCAUUCAGCCAGUCCAUAGGAAAGCAUUCUCAAUGCUUUCCUAUGGACGCUGGCGUCUUCUCACUGUGAAAAUCACAGUGAGAAGCGCAGAAGCGCCUCUAGCGGCUGUCAAUGAGACAGCCACUAGAGGCUGGAUUAACCCUAUUAGAAACAUAGCAGUUUCUCUGAAACUGCUAUGUUUAUAGAAGAAAGGGUUAAUCCUAGCUGGACCUGGCACCCAGACCACUUCAUUAAGCUGAAGUGGUCUGGGUGCCUAUAGUGGUCCUUUAAGGAAGGCUGAACUUAAAGGACCACUCUAGGCACCCAGACCACUUCACCUUGAUGAAGUGGUCUGGGUGCCAGGUCCAGCUAGGGUUAACCCAUUUUUUAAUAAACAUAGCAGUUUCAGAGAAACUGCUAUGUUUAUGAAUGGGUUAAGCCUUCCCCCUAAUCCUCUAGUGGCUGUCUCAUUGACAGCCACUAGAGGCGCUUGCGUGAUUCUCACUGUGAUUUUCACAGUGAGAGCACGCCAGCGUCCAUAGGAAAGCAUUAUGAAUGCUUUUCUAUGUGACCGGCUGAAUGCGCGCGCAGCUCUUGCCGCGCGUGCGCAUUCAGCCGACGGGGCGGAUCGGAGGAGGAGAGGAGGCAGAGAGCUCCCAGCCCAGCGCUGGAAAAAGGUACGUUUAAACCCCUUUCCCCUUUCCAGAGCCGGGCGGGAGGGGGUCCAUGAGGGUGGGGGCACACUCAGGGCACUAUAGUGCCAGGAAAACGAGUAUGUUUUCCUGGCACUAUAGUGGUCCUUUAAUGGACGCAAGUCUCUUUUCAGCUAUGUAACUAUGUAUGUGUAUGAAUUUUGGUCUUUGUGGCAGCACCACUUCUGAAAAAUGCAUGUUCUGGGGGUUACCCCAAUCCCCUCUUCUUUUUUUAUUUUUAUAAUUCUCUAUUUUGGUUACAUAGUUACAUAGCUGAAAAGAAACUUGCGUCCAUCAAGUUCAGCCUUCCUCACAUAUGGUUUUGCUGUUGACCCAAAAGAAGGCACAAAACUCAGUCUGUAGCACUUCCAAUUUUGCAACAAACUAGGAAAAAAUUCCUUCUUGACCCCAAAAUAGCAGUCAGAUGUCUCCUUGGAUCAUGGUUGUGCCAGGAGAAGUAUGUAGAAUCUUGCAAUGCCACAACAGCACUAACAAGAUGCAACCAUAAAUAUAUAAAAACACAUAUCAGGCAGAGCAGUAAAAGUUGCAGCAUGUGACAUUGUAAAAGUCAAGCACAUUUUUUUUUUUUUUAAUAAAAUAAUCAUGUCUAGGACUAUACUCAUAAGUGAAGGCUGGGCUGAACAUUGGACAUUUAGUAUAACAGACAAAAGUAGGCAUAAUAUUACAAGUUAAGUUGGCUUCAAGUUGCUAAAAUUGCCUAUAUGGGAACCACGGAAACGAUAAAGCUCACUGCAUGAAACAAGGUAACAAAGUAGGGUAAAAGGAAGUAGCAGCGGAAAUAAUUAAAAAAAAAGAAGUCUUGCCUAGGUAGUUUUGUGAAAGUCAUACGAUGACUGUUAGCAUAAAGGCAUGUAAAUCUAAUGUUGUUGGCUCAGAAAAUUGUUCAACCUCUCCCCACGGGCGGUAGGGUUGGUACACAGCAGGGCAUAAGCAUGAGGGAUGCGUCGCUUCACCAGAUCUGGAACACCCUUCAGUCCCAAGCUUGCAUGAGAGCCGGCAUCUGGAGUACACAGACUUGGAGACACUUCGGUACCAAGUCUUUCCCCCUUCUGAGGUAGUCGGUAGAACCAGGUGGUAUCCUUCGCUGUCUGUGGGUGGUCUUCGACUGGCGUGAGUGAUGCGAUGAGGCAAUGCCCCGUAGUGCACUCAGCCCAGGUAGGUGAAUAGUAGGUGAGUGUGAUGCUUGUGGGUUCGAGUGUCUCCGAGGGAGUCCCCUCUUCCCCAGCAAAACAGAGAUCCUCUUUUCCAUCCUUGGUUUGAGCAGCGGUGCUCGUGCUCGUUCCUGUAGUCUCUACCAGAAUAACUGGAAAAUCUCAUCCAGGCGUUGCAAGGUGCACUCAAGUUGGCUGCCAUGAUGGGCCGAGGCCCUGAGAGGUGGGCUGAGACACAGUCACCAUCUUGUUGAUCAUAGGAGACAGAGUUCAAAGCUGUUAUCAGGGUUCAAAGCUGAGCACUGGGCAGGUGUAGCAAAACCUGCUUGUUGGGUUUCAGUGGGGACCGGGAUAACCCCCACCGGUCCAGGUCCAUGCUGUGGUUAUAAGAGAGAGAAGAUCGACUGGCUUUCCCCUUCUCUGAGUUUUGCAUCCAGAGUCGCAGAAGCGCGUAUAGCAGCUGUCCGGAAGACAGACACUAAAGGGUUGGGGUAACCCUGCUCUGAAACUGCUAUGUUUACAUUUGAAGGGUUAAAACCUGAGGGACCUGGCACCCAGACGACUUCUUUGAGCUUAAGUGGUCUGGGUGACUAUAGUGUCCCUUUAAGUCUAUAUAAGAACAUUUUAGCACGUGUACUGUGCCCUUUUGUGGUUUCCAUUUAAUGGUUGUCCAAUAGGGCACUUUUCUUCUAGUAUAUAUUGGCUUUUCUGAUCUCAGCUUAUUUACAGACUUUUUUCUAUUCUGAUGUCCCUGACCUUUGUCUUGUCUUAUCAUAUAUGUUACAUUCUGUCUUGCUGACCAUGGCUUGUCUUGUACUUCUCUAUUUUGCCUUAAGUCUGGCCACUCUAAGACCCAAAAAUACUCAUUGUUCUGUUUCAACUUUUGUAUUGUUAACUUGGGUUCUUCAUUUUGGGUCAUAUUUAAUCCUGACACUCUUUUACCAGUAGUUUUACACAAUAUUCCACAACGUAUGAUUUCCUUCUGGUUGAAAGUCAGUAUAGUGUGGUCGGUGGGGCACUAUGGAUUAUGCAUAUACACAUAUAUCACAUCUGUUAAAUGUCUACUGGUAGGGAAAAGGAUUUAGGGCCUAUCCUCAAUACAGACAGAGUACCAAAUCCCAGUCUCAGAUCUUCUGAUUUCUCCACAUCAAACAUUAUGUUCAAACACAUGUGAAGCUACAUUGAGUUCCCAUAUUCAUGGUCUUUGAACAGCUCUUUACUGCAUCUCACAAAACUUUUAAAACCAUCAUUAUUGCUCCUUCUGGGAUUCUUUGUGGUCAUAACUCCACAAUUACUGUAUAUAAAAAAAAAGAAGAAGAUGAUUUUGGGGCUUCCAUCCCUUGAGAAUUGCGUUCUAAGAUUUUCACCAGUAUGCAUAAAAUCACUGGCCAAAAAUAGAUUUAAAAAUGCCUUGAAAGUCCUUUUUUGGUGGUAGUUCAGUCUUCUCCAUUUACAAUAAAUAUCCUCUACCUCUACGGGGUGGGUUUUUGCGACAAGUGUUCUACUUCCACUUGUGGUGGAGUCCCCUCUUCUAAUAUCGCUCUGACAAGAAGUAUUAAGGGUCCUCCACAUUCCACUAGCAAUCAAACAUUUAGCAAACCCUUGAUUCCACCACAAUAAUCUAAUGGGACAACAUGUCCCCUGAUGCUUUGCCAGCAUUAUGGAUGCAAGAGAAUCAUGGGAGGUGUAAUCCACAACAUCUGCAGUGCCAAAGGUUAACACUAUAGUGUUAGGAAUAGAGUUUUGUAUACCUAAUGCUAUAGUGUUCCUUGAAGUGCUUGAGAGGUUCUGGAGUUUUCUGUUAAAGGACCACUAUAGUGCUAGGAAAACAAACUCAUUUUCCUGGCACUAUGGUGCCCUGAGGGUGCCCCCAUCCUCAUGGUCCCCCUCCGCCCGGCUGAGGUUGGAGGAAGGGGUUAAAUCCUCCUCCUUUGGACGUUAUCGCGCACAGUCAGUCAGUCCAUAGGAAAGCAUUCACAAUGCUUUCCUAUGGACGCUGGCGUCUUCUCACUGUGAAAAUCACAGUGAGAAGUGUGGAAGCGCCUCUGGUGGCUGUCAAUGAGACAGCCACUAGAGGCUGGAUUAACCCAUAGGUAGACAUAGCAGUUUCUCUGAAACUGCUAUGUUUACAGCAGGCAGGGUUAACCCUAGAUGGACCUGGCACCCACACCACUUCAUUGAGCUGAAGUGGUCUGGGUGCCUAUAGUGGUCUUUUAAACCAAGCAUCCAUUCUUUCUUCAUUUAUUCUGCUUUGUCCACUUUAAAUAUAAGUCCUUCCUUUUUUCUCCAAUAAAAUUUUUUUUUUACUUUAUAUAUAAAAUUUUAUCAUUUUUACUAAUUGCUCAACAAAGCUGUUUUAAAAACGGAACACUUUUUUUGUAUUGUUGUUCGGCUCAGAAUAUAAUUGAAGUGGCUAUGGGAGGGUUUCAUGGUGCAUAUGAAAAUAUUUCUAUGCAAUAUUUGCCCCCUUUCACAACCGUUUAUAUCUGCAGAAUAUAAUGUAAAUGUUGUUUCCGUGGCUUACACUCCCAGAAAAAGUGAACUUUAGCCUUUUUACUAGACCUUGAUAAUACAUCACAUUAUUUAUUGCUUGGUAACUGUAUCUAUGUAAAGAUAGGUAAAUAGUAGGAGAGGAGAUGCUUGGUUGCAAUAGAUUUAACACAGACUGCAUAGUCCCAAGGCGUAAUGCACGUAUUAUGAGUCAUAUAGGUACAGUGUGAAAUAUAUGCUCUAGUGACUCUACAGAUGGCAAUUAUAAAGCAUAUAAACAUAUACAUGCUUAGUGCAUUUGUGAUUUAUAUACUAGAUACUGUAAAGACACAGAUCAUAACAGUCUAUGAACUGUGCAGAUACUGGGUGGAAUGCAUAUCACAGGUACUGCAUGUACAAAGAACAGACCUCCGACUCCUCCCCAGCUUAUUACCUCUGUUGGUAUAAGGGUUGUGGAGAGGAGUCUGGAUUUACCUAAAGUCCCUGGUGCCUAGUGGUGGGGAAGCAAAGGAGAUGAGCACUGACUCGCACAGACUCCUUCCGUCUUCCUUAUCCAUAGGAACAGGCAGUGUGUGUGUUGGCGUAUCACUUUGUAUGUAUGUAUGUGGAUGUGUGGCACCUGGUGUAAUUAAGCAGAUGGCUGUCUGAAUAAAAAAAAAAAUGGAACCCAGUUGCCCUUUGCUAAAAUUUGACCCUGCUAAAUACAAUGUGUGCUUAACAUAAAACAAACUAUAUAGUCGUCUAAUGUAAUGUAUUUGAAACGCACUACCAAGGCACAGAGUAUAAUGUACAUAGUAGGGAAUCUAGGCACAGACUGAAAUAUAGUUGAUAGAGAAUAUUUAUCAGAUUGUUCUGAAAAGUGACUGUUAAAGGAACUGUAACGGAGCUCGGUACUCAGCCCGAGUGUCUCCGUUAAUAUCCCUCCUUUUCCGGCAGGACACGUUCAAUGAUUAUAGCACAUCCAAGCAAUGAUUAUAGCUCACCCAAACAUCAGCCUAGACUUGCUGAAUGGUGAAAACAAAAGACACUUUAUUUGGUUCAAAUGUGCAUAUUUAUCCGCAGACACCCGGCAGGGGGUCGUUAACUGAAACAAUAGAGAUCCCACCCAGCCGACUCUAUGUCUGUGAGUUAACUAGGUCAAGAAACGCUGAUGUAAUCAACCUCCAGACAGCAAGGUGCUGUUACAGAAUAUCCCCAAACACAAAUAUAAACAUCACAAAAUGCCAUGUGUGGCAUCCCCGGAUCUGUCACAGGCGGUCCUAGCUAUCUCAGAUUAAAGUUUCAACAGCAGUUUAAAUGCUAUAGUUUUUAAAUACCUAUUUUUGUGUCCCCCUGCCAUUUAAGGUUUGAAAGGUAAGUAUUACUUACCUUAAAACCUUUGCUAAGCUGGUUUCCACAAUGUCACUCUACCUCCUUGGCUGAGAUCAUCACUGAAGAUGAUCUCAGCCAAUCCAAUAUUUCCUCAUAGGGUGAAACAUUGGCAGGCUAGUGCACAUUGGGACUAUUGGGAGUUUAACUCGCCUAUUGGGGCAGAAGCACCUCUAAUGACUGCAACAAAGACAGCAAUUAACACUGCAAUGUUUCUGCAAAACAUGUUUUCAGUUGCAGGAUUAAAUCAGACCGGCACAUGGCAUGGUCUGGGCGACUACAGAGCCCCUUUAACAUUUCAACACUCUUCUGUUGGAAAAAUAUUUUAAUGGUGUUUGUUGGCAGAAAAAAUGACGCAUAUUUAAAAAGGACGAUUAGGGCCCCAAAAAAGCAACAUAUGAAAAUAUCUAAAAAUUUGUGGAAAAUUAGACUGAAAAAUUUUGGCAAUACUUUGAUAAAUAUCCCCCAGUAUGUAAAAAUAAUAUGAUUUGGCUUAUAUAAGUACAAGAUAUCCUUUAAUAUUGGAGUCCUUGCAUGCACAGCUUGUAAUAUAUAUAUAUAUAUAUAUAUAUAUAUAUAUAUAUAUAUAUAUAUAUAUAUAAUAUUGGAGGUAUAGUCACAGCCUAUAAUGUGUAUAUAAGGGAAUGUAUAGGCACUGGAUGUAAUGUUUAGAAGUGGAUUUUAUCAGAAAGGGACUGCAUAGACCAUGGACAUAAAUUGUACUGGAUUUCUGUGAUGUGGGUAUUUUUGCUAAGUAUAUGUUUUCUAUUUGAAUCUUACAGUACUCUGCAGAUCCCGGGAGGUACAUAUGCCUAGUGGUCCAUUGUAUCGUGUUGAAGGAACUUCCAUUUCAAUCCCCUGCAAUGUAACUGGAUAUGAGGGUCCGUCCACACAGAACUUUGAGUGGUUUAUAUACAAACCUGCUUCUCCUGACAUUUCAAUCUCUAUAGUCAGUACUAAAGAUCCAGCCUUUGCGUACGCUGUGUUUGUUCCCCGCGUGAAGAGUGGUGAUGUGUCCAUCCAUCGAGUAAGUGGAGACAGCGUUGAGCUACGCGUUAGGCGUCUACUGAAAGAGGACAGCGGCGUUUAUGAAUGUUAUACCCCUACUACAGACGCAAAAUAUCUUGGAAGCUACAGUGAUAAGGUUCUACUAAAUGGUACGGAAUGUCUUGCAUACUAAAUCCAACAAACAUUUUCAUCUUCCACGUCAAACUGGUUUAGUACUUAAAAUACAGUAAACGAGUACCUUCUCAUUGGUGUAGAAAAUAUUGCACACCAGCCAUGGCAAACCAGCUCACCGUUUAAUGCUCUUUGCAGCAACGUUACCCACUGGCCCUUGCUAGCUAGGUCAGCUCUCUGCUCUGUGCCAAGCAUAUCUGGCAUACAGCUCCCUGUUGCUUACCAAACAUAUAACUACAUUUUGGUAAUGUUAAUGUUAGUAUAAAGUUGAUAAAAUCGCUCACCUCUCAGAACAUUAGACUCUGUAAACCAGUUCCCAGUGGGUGUACAGUAGUUUUCAAAGAUACUUUCAAAUUCCUGUUCCUACCACAUUCAUUGGUUAUAUUUGUUAACUGGUUGAACAAUCUUUAAUCUGCGCAGAACUCUUUUCAUGUUAGAUCUGGUCUGCUGGCUCACUCGAUUCUUCUAUACAGAGCAAGGUACAUGCUAGCUCCUUAUAACUGGCUCACUUCGCUCAUCAUUGUGCAGUACAUGCCAAGAAUAAACUGUCUCACCUCCACUGUCCUUUAUUUUUGUUUAUAAUUAAUUCUGCCUCUUUUUCCCCAGUUAUUCCAGAUGCCCUGCAAGUUUCAACCAAGUCUUCACCCAAGGGUCGUCUUGCGUCAUUGCCACCUUUGCAGGUAACCCUAACAGAGGGUAGAGAGCUUCAUUUGAGCUGCACGGCGCAGACAGAGUCUGACCAGCAUACUCACCUCUCUGUUUCAUUUGGAGUCACUGCCCCAGAAACCCCUGUAGGGCGACAAACCUUGCAGGACAUUGUGUUGGUACAGCGAGAUUUCAGUGUGGAGCCAGCCUCGCCAGCUUAUACUGAGCGGUACCUUAAUGGGGAGAUCCACGUGGAGAAAGGCGACAGUGCCACCUAUAAGAUGUUAAUCUCCCGGGCACAACCACGGGACUCGGGUACAUACCACUGCACAGCAGCAGAGUGGAUCCAGGAUCCCGAUGGAAACUGGCAAAAAAUCAAUGAGAAGAGGUCUGUCCUGGCUGAGGUCAACAUCCAAACAAUCGGUGAGGUUCAAAUCCAGAGGAAGAAUGUUGGGCAUGUGUUUAAAGGUAGAAGGAGACAAGUUGUAGACUUGAGAAUGAGAUAGGUAUGAGGUUCUCAGCAAUUACACUUUCCAGAUAAUGUUCCUCUGAUUUUUAUUUUAUAGUAAAGUGUCUAUAUUUUCUUAUGAACACAUGUUUGUAUUGAAUAGGAUUUGAUUUUGGCUCUUUGACAGAGCUCAGCUAUUAGAAAUAAGUAAUGAAUAUAAUGUGUUCCCUAGAGGCAGUGUAGAUUUGUAACCCUAUUAUAGAAUCUGCUUUACAUUUAAGGUUAUAUAAUAAAGCCCAAGUAAUCAAUUAAGAGCUUCAUAAUAUGGCUGUAGAUACAAAACCAUUGGCACUUAGAAGGAAAUAUCCGUCCAAAAUGUUAUGCAUUGUUUUGAACAAUAUUCCAUUUGAAACACAUUGUAAGAAAUGAGCCACUCUCUGCAGUUCCUUCCUGCUUUCAUUCUGUUAAUUCGUUUUAGAUUCCCAACUGAAAGUCAGCGCUCAACCCAGAGAAAUUCAGGUGCGUUCUGGAGAUACAGUGGAGAUUUUCUGCAAUGUAUCAAUGUCUGCUCUGCCUCCUCCUGACGUGGCGUUUAAUGUUGAAUGGUGGGUGGCCUUCUCCCCGGAUUCUGGCGGGCAGCUUGUGGCUGCAAUGAGCAUGGAUGGAAUUGUGUCAUUGGGAACGAGGUACACAGGGUAUGAUGUUGGAGUGCGGCAUAUCUCUCUGGAGAAGCUGUCACCUAACCCGGGGUCUUUCCGCCUUCGUAUAUACUCUGCUCAGCCAGGAGAUGUGGGAUCGUACACUUGCAAGGUCAAAGCAUUUGUGUCAUACCCCAGCCAGAAGAUGGAACAAGUGUCCAGCAAAGUGUCGCAGAGUGUAGCAGUGAAAAUGAGGACUCAAGGUCAGAGCUAUGUUGGUUUCUGUUAAUUUUUUUUGAUAAUUAAUUUUAGUUAUUUUUUUUUUUUAAAGUAAUCUUUUUUUCAAAUAUGUUUCAGAUGUUAUGCUGAAUUCCUACAUGUUUAUGGACUUGCCCACACUGCACCGUGGAGACACUGCCACUCUAUUCUGCAAUGUUACUGUCGACACAGUGCAGCCGGUCCACAUUGCGGUCAGCUGGUGGGUGGAACUGACUGAGGAGUCACCGAAAGAGACAACUGGUCAUUUCAUAGCCUCAGUGAACCGGCAAGGUGUAUCAGAAAUCGGGACCCACUUCUCCCAAAGAGACAUGAGCAUGGACAAGGUGGGACCAGAAACUCAUCGGCUACGUAUUUAUAACAUCCAAUUUGAGGAUGAAGGGAAAUACCACUGUGCAGUAAAUGCCUGGAUCCAAUAUCCUGACCACAGCUGGUACAAUGCCGCAUCUGUUAAGUCCAACUCAGUCACAGUAUAUCCCUACUCACAGGGUAAGUUGCAUGCUCACUGAGGAGGACCUCAAUCUUGAGAUUCUUCUACUGUCAUCACAAUUUAAAAUGAUCAAACAUCUCAUAAUUCUUGUUCAUGAAGUAGAACAGGAGGACAUUCUCCUCAGGCAUCUUAUGUCUCCUCUAAUGUACCCUGUUUGCUACUUGUUGAUUCAUGGUUGUUACAUUUGUGGUUACUGGAAAUGAAAUUUUAACCAAAAUAGCAAAAUUGUGAGAAGAAAAAAAAAAAAAAAAGACAGCCCAUUUCCAGCAUACCUAUAUUGGGUUGGAAUUUGUAACUCCUGUUCAAUUCUCAUCAAUUCCCUGUUUAGUGAAUACACCUUUUUCUUUUGCAUCUCCAUUACCCCUUUUUCUGCUAAGGUCCGUCACUCCAUUUUUCUGCUGUUCUGAGUCCUUUCCGUCUCCCCAAUUUAUUCUGUUCUUUCUAUUUUACAGUUAAGGAUCUUCUUCUGAUCCCAAUGGUUGCCGGAGUUGCCAGUGCCCUGUUUGUUGGUAUCACUGUAUUAUCUGCAGUAACUUGCUGUUACAUGAGGCAACUACGAAAGCACAAGAGGUGAAGCUCUCUGAGUCUCUACUACAAGGAGACAAGACCGGUACGUACCUACCCGCAGAUAAAUAAUUUAUACAUAAACCUGCCAUUUGGUGCAAGCUUGUUUGGCUUAUUUCCUCAAAGUGUUCAGUUGCCUAUUGAGUGUUUGGUGAGAGAAAGGGACAAUCCCUCGCUUGGUCCUUGACCUGUCUGGUUGUGGAGUCUCGCUGAAGGAAGUCCAUCCCACUUGGAUCAAUGGAGGUUAUACUGGUCCCCACUAAGCAGGAUUCUGCUCCUGUCAGUCACAGAUUGUCCCAGCAUUCAAGAUGGCCAAGAGACCACGUCACACUGGACCACGCCAACCGUUGGUGCAUAUCCUCGCUAAAUAUGAUCGGCUAUUUGAGAGAUUCCUGGCUAAGAUGGACCAGCAAGCGACACCGUAACUGCAUCCAUCUUACCUGCCAGUUGGGGAUCGUCAGUGCCGAAGUCGACAUCAUGGGGAUUCCAUGCUGGCCAACUCAACCAGUUCCCCGUCCCUUAUCUACAAAUGUGCCUUCCUAGGCUGGGAGCCAUCAAGCCUGAAACUAGCAUGUUAAGUUUCCAUGGCUUCAUUGCGACUGUGCUGGACCUCUGAGUGGCAUUUACACGCCUUCUCUAGCUUUACCCAACAAGGUCAUAGGUUGACUGACCAUUCAUGCUGGAGCUCUGUGUGAGUGUUUUGCCAUUGCUGGGUAUAAAGGCCUAGGUAGCUGGCUUAGUGUAUUGAAAAGAGCAUAUAUUAAACAGCAAAGUUGCUUUGCACAUUCAAAAAUAAGGAGGGUGCGAGAAGUAACUUAACAUGGGAACUAUUCACCAGUUUACGGAGCCAGUGUGAAGGAUUAGAGAAACAUUAUAGGGAACACUUGAAACUCUUGCAAAAUCCAACAGGCAUAAAUAUAGGGGAAACACAUUUAGCUGCAGCCAUAUCAAGUAGGUAGGGCAGUAGUCUUCAGUAUUAAAGUACUGAUGCAGGACAUUAAGUCCAUGUUCCAAAGCGGAAAAGGCACCGGUGCGGGAGGACGUUGCCAUGCUCACCAACCGUGUGGCAGUGGUAGAGAAAGUCAUGGGGGCACCAGACUAGUGCAAACUGCUACUGACGCUGCACUGAGCUCCCUGCGAAAACAGUGUGCCGACCAGCAAGCAUAACUCCUUGAGACAAUCUCUGGCACUGAACUGCCCCAUUACUGCAGAAGGCUCAUAGCCACUUUAUUGACACCACGGCAAGCCAAGCAGGUGAUGAUUGACUUAUGCUUCAGACUCACCAGGGCAACCACAGCGCACCGAGACUAGCGUGUGACAUAUGUGCGGGACUCUGACUGGGGAAUACUAAUGGGGGCCCUUUGAAGGGGCACAGUUGGCAUUUUAUAGAGACACAAAGGGAGUAAUUUCUGCCACAGUCCAAGAUGGAUGAGCUGUCUCCUGUGCCGUCAGCACUGGUAGGCCAAGUGACUGAAGGAAAGCUGGUAUCUCAGAGGCGUGAUAGUUGGUAUGUCUUGCCAGCCUUGUCUGCCUGCAGCCGGUGUGGGUCCUACUUGUAGGGGAUGGCUUACUCACGGAGUAGCUGAGUGACCUGCCAGAAUGACUUCCUCCACAUUAGGGUGUGUCUUGAGAAGUCUCUAUAAAAUGCCAACUGUGCCCCUUCAAAGGGCCCCCAUUAGUAUUCUCCAGUCAGAGUCCCGCACAUAUGUCACACGCUAGUCUCGGUGUGCUGUGGUUGCCCUGGUGAGUCUGAAGCAUAAGUCAAUCAUCACCUGCUUGGCUUGCCGUGGUGUCAAUAAAGUGGCUAUGAGCCUUUUGCAGUAAUGGGGCAGUUCAGUGCCAGAGAUUGUCUCAAGGAGUUAUGCUUGCUGGUCGGCACACUGUUUUCGCAGGGAGCUCAGUGCAGCGUCAGUAGCAGUUUGCACUAGUCUGGUGCCCCCAUGACUUUCUCUACCACUGCCACACGGUUGGUGAGCAUAGCAACGUCCUCCCGCACCGGUGCCUUUUCUGCUUUGGAACAUGGACUUAAUGUCCUGCAUCAGUACUUUAAUAUUGGCCUUGGUGGAAGGAGCAGAGUCUCCCAGGUCUAGAGGCCCCUGGUGGAUCGGUCGUGCCCGGUUCUGGGUUAUAGGCAUGGCAUAAGUGCUGUUCUUGUCCGGGGAUGGAAAGGUAUAGGCCUCGGGCGGCGCCAUGUUGGGGAUUUUCGGCCGUGCGUAGAAAAGCCCCUAUAUGUCUGAAACCCAAUCAGGGAUCUGCGUGCUGUUUUAAAAAAUGUUUGCCCAUGGUGCAGGGAGCCCAGGAGUCUCUUCCGGAGCCUGGGAGGGCAGUGGAUUGCGACUCAGGUCGGGUAAGUCCGGGUUAGCGCUCAGAGCUGCUGCUAUAUGCGUCCGACUCGCUCGGAUGCUGGCUCCUCUCCUCCCACGUUUCUUUAUAUUUUAUGUGUCUGUGCAUUGCCUCAGUACUUAUAUUUUAUCCGUUACCUGUGUAGCCUUCGAGUGGUUUACUCACCGGCAUUAAGCUCAUCUAGUGCUGGUGAGGUAACUCAGUUGGUAAAUUCCCUGUAUACAAAACCUGUUAAAAAAAAAUGCAAGGUCACAGAUUCCAAUCCUGGCAGAGUCAACUCAGCCCUUCAUCAUUCGAAGGUCGAUAAAAUUAGUACUAUCAAUUGGGUAAUAAUAACAUCUAUUACUAUUCAGCUGGUUAUUUCUGAGAGCGCGCGCUGAAAAGCUCUUUGAGUCCCACUGGGAGUAAGGCACUAUAUCAAUACUAGUUGUUAUUAUUGUUUUGUUUCGAGUACUACCAUUUGAGAUUAUUCACAGUGCAUAUAUUAUAUUCUCUUUUGCUUUUAGUUUCUACUGCACUGUUCAUACCUCAUACAGUGCAACUUAUUAUAAAUACGAUUACCUCAGUGUAACACUGGUGGUCUUAGAAGGCUGGUAUAGGCCAUCAUCCUGCUUUCGCACGUGGUGUACUGAUUAAAACCAGUUCAUUAUGUGUAAUAACUUUUCACAAUUUGCGUAUCUUCCAAUGACCUAUUUUAUUUAAAAAUGAGAUGUUUUCUCUCUGCCAACUCAGAUUAAGACAACUGUGGUGUACAAUUCUCACUGUUAACUUGAUGCAUGCUGUGAUAUUAAGUGUUUGUGACAAGUUUUUAUCUCAAUAAAAAUAGAAAUGACAAAAAAAAAAACACAACAGAGCAACACCAGGUCCACUAUCAGACGGACAGGCUAUCAGCUCUGUUACUGGCGUUUGAGAAAAGGAGGCAUAGCUGUUUGUUUAUUCUGAAUGCUUAGCAUAGACCCAGAGAGGAAGUGCCUUUGAGAUUAGCAGGGAUUCUGAUAAGAAGAAGAGACUCGGAUAGGAAGUACUUUGGAGCUAAAGGGACACUGAUUUCAUUGAAUUGGUCACAUAUCUUGGAGUCACCUGGCCCAGGCUCUCCAUUAAACCAUUUUUGAACAGUUUAAUACUGAAUGAGGAUCCCUGGCCGCACUUAGCCUGUCCCCCACUAGAAGCAUGGCUAAGGCAGAUAUUACACUACCAUAACUAAUCAUACUAGAAAUGUCAUAGGCUGUACGCAGUUAGCUGAAACUUUAAAUCAAUCACUGCUGCCCAUUGCUCUUCAGGCCAUUACACCAAAAUUGCACCAGGAGACUCCAGACACUAUACCUACUUCAGGAGAUGAAGCGGUUACGGUGUCUCUUAAGUCACUUCCUAAGAAACCAUCUGAAUGGUCCUGGAGCCCUCAUGUCAAGCGCAUCUAUUUAUGGUUUUAUUAAAAACAGACAGGAUUGUACUAAAUGAAGCCCGAUUUGCUGUUAGUAAAUAUGAGAACUGGAAAUCUGGUUGAAAUGUGGUUAUUUCAACUGGCUUACUAUUGGUCCAUAGCGAAUAACCGUUAAAAAUGUAGUAAUGAACAGAGGACAGGAAAAACAGGAUGAAUGCUGAGAUACGUUGUAAAAGUGCAAAAUUUUGUUUUUCCAACCAAACACUGACUUGUAGUGAAUUGGAAACGGAUUUGCUAAUUUUAGGCGAAAAUGAUUGAUAAUGAAAAAUUCUCAAACUCAACAUAAAAUUUGCUGGCUGCUUUUUCAAUUUACUUCUACUUGUUGUUUAGUGAAUAGACCCUCAUGUAUGUGAUGUACAAGGCAGUAAAACUUGAAAUCUGGGAAAAUAAAGCCACACGAGAGUUUUGUACACUUACAAAUAUUGACGGACAUAUAUUCACAAGGGCAUUUGGCCUAUUUAAACUCAAUAUAAAUUUGUCGUUAAUUGUAACUAUGGUGAUAUUAUACUGUCACUUCAUAACAUUUACACCUAAAAUCUUGGUUUCAUUUCAGGACAAGUUCUCAGUUCACACUCCCCCAUCAAGACUUUGAACGGAAUUAUGUGAAUUUACAUACAGGAAAAUUCCCACAGCCAGCAGCAAACCGGACCAACAGGAUUUGCCUUAGAUCGAGGGCUGUAUGAGCUGACUAUUUGACGCAUGGCUUGAAUGGAGCCAUUUUAAAAUUUGUUGUUCAUCUUGUGGUUACAGAUCUAUUUUUGUGGUUUUAUUUUUUUAACUGGGGCUGAAAGGCUAAACGUUUGGCAUUAACUUCUCUCCAGACUGUAAAUGAUACGCGGCCAAGUUACCAGCUAUAUUAAAGUGUAUUUUCUCACUAGCUAACAGAAUAGAUAUCUACAUUUCGGUACAAAACAAGCACACUUAAUUAUUUAUCCUGGCGGAAGGCCUAGUAACGCAGGUGCUGUUGACACUAGUUAUUAUUUUUUUAAAUGUACACAUUUUGAGACAGAUAUAUGGAUUGUUUGUCAUUAAAGAAAAAAAUAAACCUGUGGAUAAUGUGACAAUUUGACCACGCUUCGUUUGUGAUUUGGUUUCAUUAUUUAACCAUCAGGUUUUUAAUUGAUUUUGGAUCCCCAUCUGUUGAACCUUUCCAUUCUCUUCCCUCUAGGACCAUCUGUGAUGUAUUAAACAUAUCCACCUAUUGUGAGAACAUAGUAGCUUUAUUGAUAUUUAACUUCUUCCCCUUCCC